Molecule: messenger RNA, 2400 nt
Organism: Eimeria acervulina
Lineage: Eukaryota; Apicomplexa; Conoidasida; Eucoccidiorida; Eimeriidae
Exons: 9
Coding region: 1-2400 (799 amino acids)
Biological process (GO): regulation of transcription by RNA polymerase II
Cellular component (GO): SWI/SNF complex; nucleus
Molecular function (GO): transcription coregulator activity
Source: RefSeq, a predicted model, not a curated record
AUGAGGCUGCCGGCACAUGCAGCAACAUCUGCUGCAGCUGCAGCAGCUGCUACUUCAUCUGUUGCUGCCGCUGCCUUCUGCAGGCGAGGCGGCGCCCUUGCAGCAGCAGCAACAGCAGCAGCAGCAGCAAGGCCCGCUGGUGCUGCAGCAAGAGUGGCAGCUGCAGCAGCAGCAUCAGCAGCGAUACCACGCAACCGAAGGCCUUGCUGCUGCUCUUUAUCCCAUGCACCUUUCUUUGCUUCAGCAGGAGCAGAGGCAAGACACGCUGCUGCUGCUGCUGCUGCUGCUGCUGCGGCAGACAGCAGCAGGCGCCUCGUCCAUACAGCAGCAGCAGACUCUCCGCCUUCUGAAGAGGCUGCAGCUGCAGCAGCAGCACAAGCUGCAGCAGCAGCUGAGGAUACACCCGAAUUGCCUCCUCAUUUUUUUUCUCGGGUUAAGUUUGUACAGGACUUCCCGCCGGUGUCGGUGCUGCAGCUGCUGCAGCAGCUGCAGCAGCAGCAGCACUUGCUGCUGCAGAGGUGGCAGUCGGAGGCAUCCAGCAGUGAUCCUGAAGCAGCAAACCUUUUAAAGAGGCGGCUGGAGCUACUUCGGUUGCAGCUACAGCUGCAGCAGCAGCAGCAGCAGCAGGCGCUGCUGCAGCAACUACCGCUGCUGCAGCCACGCGAAGUUGUCGCGCUGCUGCUGCGGCUGACAGCCAACAUUGAGGCCUUGAGAGGGGAUCUCUUUCCGCUCUUGCAUCAACAGCAACAAGACCAGCAGCAGCAGCAGCAACAGCAGCAGUUGCAGCAGCAGUUGCUGCAGCAGUGGGCUGACUGGAGGCGUUGUGUCAUUGACUGCGCUGCACAGGAGGCGUUUCUCGUUUGGAUGGCGAUGAACUCAGUCCGGGCCUUCAGCAGCAGCAGCAACAACUGCAGCAACAGCAGCAGCAGCAACAGCAGCAGCAGCAACAGCAGCAGCAGCAGCAGCAGCAGCAGCAGCCCUUUGCGCGCGUUGCUUCUGCAGGUCCGAGAGAGGCUGGAGGCAGCAGCCCUUGCGACUGAUGCUCGCAGCGGGCCUCGAAGACACCCGUGCGUGUACCUUUGGCCUGCUGGAGGUGAGGGUUUUUUGUCUCUGAUUGAAUCCGCUCCUCUCUCUGCAAAAGCUGCGAUUCUGACGGCGCAUGGAGGCCUGGGAGUCGUCUCAGCGGCGCGUUGUUCGAACCCGCUGGCUGCCAACGCCUUCGGGUGUUUUCUUCCAAGGCCGCAAACUUGCUGCUUCGCUCGCGCUGCACAUACACCAGGUACUGCAGCAGCAACAGCAGCAGCAGCAACAGCAGCAGCAGCAGCAGCAGCAGCAGCGGAGGCGGCUCCUGCGUAUAGCGGCAGGCUGCUGUCGUUGGAUGCCCAUUCUUUAACUCCUUGGCUUCCUUCGCUCGUGGUGCUGCUGCAUCAGCCCUUUGCGCUGCAGCAGCCGCUGGCAGUACACCUGGCUGCAGCAGCAGAGCCUUUGCUGCUGCACCAGCAACAGCAGCAGCAGCAGACGCAGACGCAGCAGCCUGCAGCAAUGCAGCGGCUAGUACAGCAGACACUGCGGGAAGCAGAUCCCUGCCUACUUGGCUGGGCACACCCUGAGUUGCUGCCUCCACGGCUGCUGCUGCAAAUUUGCGGGGGACUCCUUGCUGCUGGGUCUUAUGAAAUGCCACUGGAAUUGGCUAAAGGCUUCUUCAGCAGCAUCAAAGAGUAUCUCAAGCAAGCAGCAGCUCUCCGCCGCAACAACAGCAACAGCGGCAGCAGCAGCAACAGCAGCAACAGCAAGAAGAGCAGCAACAGCAACAGCUGCACCAUGCUGCUGCCUCUUCGAGACGUGGCGUUUUUCUACUCGGCACUCAAGCAUAGUGGGCUGAGAGAACCGGAGACCGUCCGGCUGCUGCUGCAGCAGCUGCAGCAGGACUUGCUGCGUGCUGCAGAUGCCGCAGCAACAACAUCGGCAGCAGCGGCAGCAACAACAACAGCGGCAGCCAGUGAUGCAGGAGCGGGUUCAGCAGCGGUAGAACCGGCAGCAGCUCCAGCAGCAGCCGCAGCAGCAGCAGCCGCAGCAGCAGCAGCAGCAGAGGCAAAAACAGCAGCACAGGCUGAGCGGCUGCUUGCUGUUGCUGAGGGUGGACCAGCAGAUUUGUGUGCCGUCCUCGAUGCUGCUGCAUUUGGCUGCAGGACACCAGCAGCAGCAGCAGCAGCAGCAGCAGGCUGUGAAGCAGCAGCAAACGAAGCGGCAGCAGAGUUUGCUGCUCUGUUCGAAUUCGCCUGGCAGCUGCUGCUGCCGCUAACCCCUCGGCUGGCACCGCCCUGCGGGGAAAGCGUGGAGGAGUUCCUCGCUGGACAUGCGGACCUAGAGCCAGAAGCCCUCGGCUCGCUGGCUCUCUAA